AUGAUUAUAAUAGUGAGAUUGUUGGGAAGUUGCAGGAAUGACAAGCAGGUCACGGCGCUUGACACUAAAGAUAUUACUAAUGGGUUUCAAACGAUCUUCGCUACGGUUAGUGAGCAGUUGGGGACGCUUCACCAGAAGCUGGAGGAACUUGGUGGACUUGGUCAGAAGGUUACUAUUACGGUGGAGAAAAAUCUGCCAUAUUUCGAGACCGGAGGUGAUCCAGAUAUGAAUGCGGCCUGCGAGAAAUUUGCAACGCAGCUUAAUGUGAAGAUUAAGAAUAGGGUGGGGGGUAUUAGUUCGUCUGAGAUAGCCAAGGAAGUUGAGACAAAUGGGAAGGAUGGCAUUCUCACCGACAAAAGAAAUCCCACCAACGAUUCAGAUUUAACGCUUGCCGUAGACGGCAUCCUCCCUAAACUCGCCUCCAAAGCGAGGACAGCUGCCGCAAAAUUGGGAUGGCUCAUCGGCAGCGGUGAUACCGAUGGCAAAAUAGGUAACGUGGAGGCGGCUAUAAGAGUUGUCAAUAGUCUCGGUGACCAUCUCGCUGGGGAAAUUAAAAAGACUGACUCACCCUCUCAAGGCCAAACGAAUCUCGGCUACGACAUCCAAGCCAAGUUAGGCACUGCAGCAACCAACAGCGAAGUGGACACCAAACUCGGCGAACUCCUCCAACAGGCAGUAAAAAAUGGCAUCGAUAAGCUAAAUAAGAAAGUAAAAAACAUCGUCGACAUUGAACUCCGUGAUGUCCACCCUACAAUAGAUGAACAAAUCAACAGGCUGAACAACGCAGGGAUUCAGCCCGGCAACAUACGAAAGCUAGUCAACGGUCUUGAAGCACAGAUCAACGGGCUGAAACCUCUAGUAAGCGGGGUUAAUGAUGAGGCCGGAGGAUUGAUCCUACGGCAGGUUGGCGAUCUGAGAAGGCGUGUGGGCGAACUUAAAGAUAGCAUCGCGGAAAUUAAUUCAGCUAUCAAAGAAUUUAAUAAGUCCUUUUUAGCAGCAAUCGAGGCCGCCAAAUCAGCCUCUCAACAAGCCCGCAAGGAACUCAGUGAAGGUAUCGAUGGCCUGCUGCAGACUCACCUCACUCAACAACUCAAGAAAUUGGUCAGCGCGCAAAAUAAAUUGAUUACCGAAAUUAUAGAGAAUGACAAGAAGAAAGGUCUCAAAGGCCUGCUGAAGGAGAUGUAUAAGGACAGUGGAAGCAAAAUAAUGGCAUUAAAACUGGAAAGAGUCGAAGAGAAAGAACAGUUUAAAACGCUUUCAGAGAGAUUUAAAGACUAUUUAGAACUCAUUUUCACAUACAUCAAGGGACAACUCAACACUCCAAGUUCGUCGCCACCCAACUCCACAACCAAGGAGCCAACCAAAAUGCUGGGUGAAGUGCAAAGUAAACUCGGCAAUUUGCUUACUCAUCUUGGCACAGCGAAACAUUUUGAUAGUCUAUUCGUAUUGCGCUUAGAAUCGUUUUCCACUGAACUUGGCAAAUUCACGCCGUCUCAAUUCGCCGGCCCAAAUAACUCUAAGCUGCUCGACUCACUUAGAGAUGGGCUGCAGAAAUUGUGUGAUCAGCUGGACAAGGCGUACGUGUCGGCGUACUCGGGAGACUACUGGAAUGGCAAUAACAAAAACAAGUAUGCUAAUGUUUUCUGUACUAUAAUGCAUACGUUCCGUAGAGAUUUUGAUGAGUUGCGUGAUGGGUUGUCAGGUGCCAUGUAUGACAAGUCGAUUCAUCUAGCCAACAGUAACUCCCUCGGCAGCUUUUUCAAGGGCUGCAAUUACAACGUGUCGAAAACACUGGCAAACAAGGUGGCGAAUUGA
Messenger RNA from Babesia ovata, 1815 nucleotides. RefSeq lists its product as uncharacterized. Lineage: Eukaryota; Apicomplexa; Aconoidasida; Piroplasmida; Babesiidae. The record is from RefSeq and is a predicted model, not a curated record. The transcript has 3 exons. The coding region runs from base 1 to 1815 and encodes 604 amino acids.